AUGUCUAAAGUUCCCAGAAGUUUCAGGCUUCUCGAAGAACUGGAAAAGGGCGAGAAGGGCUUAGGACCCGAGUCUUGCAGCUACGGCCUGGCCGACAGCGACGAUAUCGCCAUGGUACACUGGAACGGCACGAUUCUCGGCCCUCCCCACAGCAAUCACGAAAAUCGCAUUUACUCGGUCGCCCUAGAGUGCGACGAGGGGUAUCCAGACCAACCCCCAAAAAUCAAGUUCUUAUCCAAAAUCAACCUUCCUUGCGUCAACCAGACCACUGGGGAGGUGGAAAGCGAUCGUUUCGAGACCCUCAAGAACUGGAAACGCUCUUAUACCAUGGAAACGGUACUUUUGGACUUACGCAAGGAGAUGGCUUUUCCUGCAAACAAAAAGCUGCCACAGCCUCCAGAGGGCAGCACUUUUUGA
Lachancea meyersii CBS 8951 is the source of this 417-nucleotide messenger RNA. Lineage: Eukaryota; Fungi; Ascomycota; Saccharomycetes; Saccharomycetales; Saccharomycetaceae. The record is from the annotation of a GenBank genome assembly.